Aspergillus bombycis is the source of this 3534-nucleotide messenger RNA. Its product is annotated as inositol polyphosphate kinase VIP1. Gene Ontology annotation, molecular function: diphosphoinositol pentakisphosphate kinase activity; 5-diphosphoinositol pentakisphosphate 1-kinase activity; inositol hexakisphosphate kinase activity. Lineage: Eukaryota; Fungi; Ascomycota; Eurotiomycetes; Eurotiales; Aspergillaceae. Bases 1 to 3534 code for a protein of 1177 amino acids. The transcript has 3 exons. The record is from RefSeq and is a predicted model, not a curated record. Gene Ontology annotation, cellular component: cytosol. Gene Ontology annotation, biological process: inositol phosphate biosynthetic process; inositol metabolic process.
AUGAGUGGAAGCACGGCUGCAAGUUCUAUUAGCGAGGCUGAGCCCGCACCUCCUAGCUUAGGAAAAAUUGGAGUUUGUGCUCUAGAUGUCAAAGCUCGCAGCAAACCUAGCCAAAACAUACUGACCCGUCUUCAGUCUAAGGGCGGGUUUGAAGUAAUUGUUUUUGGUGACAAGGUGAUCCUCGACGAAGCUGUAGAGAACUGGCCCGUGUGUGACUAUCUCAUUGCGUUCUUUUCAGACGGGUUUCCAUUGGACAAGGCUAUUGCAUAUGCGAAACUCCGAAAGCCGUUUUGUGUGAACGACUUGCCGAUGCAGAAGGUCCUAUGGGAUCGGCGACUUUGUCUGAGGAUAUUAGACAACAUGAGUGUUCCUACGCCCAAGCGGUUGGAAGUUAACCGAGAUGGUGGUCCAACACUGGAAUCUCCUGAACUUGCCCAGCACGUCUAUCAACUGACUGGGGUCAAGCUUGAAGGUCCCGAGGACGGCACCGGAGGAGGUCUCUUUAGGACGAAGGACGUGGCAAUGUCUGAUGAUGGUGACUCAUUAAUCGUGGAUGGGAAGGUAUUUAGAAAGCCGUUCGUUGAAAAACCGGUCAAUGGGGAGAAUCAUAAUAUUCACAUAUACUUUCCUAACGAUCAGCAAUACGGUGGCGGCGGCCGGAGGCUCUUCCGAAAGGUUGGAAAUAAAAGUUCUGAAUAUGACCCAGGCCUCGUUAUUCCUAGGUCAGUUACGGAAAAUGGUUCCAGCUAUAUUUAUGAACAGUUUGUGAGGGUGGAUAAUUCCGAGGACGUCAAGGCCUAUACUGUCGGCCCAGACUUCUGUCAUGCAGAAACUCGGAAGUCACCCGUAGUCGACGGACUUGUCCGUCGCAAUACCCACGGAAAGGAGCUUAGGUAUAUAACAAAGUUAAGCAGGGAGGAGGCAACAAUUGCUUCUAAAAUAUCGAACGGGUUUGGCCAGCGCAUUUGUGGCUUUGACAUGCUUCGUGUUGGUGACAGAAGCUACGUGAUUGAUGUUAAUGGCUGGAGCUUCGUCAAAGAUAACAAUGACUAUUAUGACAGAUGUGCCAGUAUCCUGAAAGAUAUUUUCCUAAAUGAGAAGCGCAGACGUGAAGGGAGCCUGGAAUCCGAAUCUUUCCACCAAGAUUCGAACCAUUCAUGGAGGCACUCUGUGUCCCACAGACACACAUUGAAGACCCUGUUGAAAUCUCCCAGCACAUCUAAGCUCCAUGGAAGUCCUCCGAGCCGCAAGAGCCCCGAUAAUGAUCUCUCGGAAAAUACCGUUCCAGGGCUGCCUGCCUCUUCCGCGUUUGAGGGGCUAGAUAAUGGGAAUAGCCAUAAAAAGCCGAGCGGACGAGAAAGGGUUUCGUUCUCAGGAAGUUUAAUUCCUCAAACUGCGAAUGCAUCUGUCACGUCAACAGAUUCGAUUGAUGACGCCCCUCCUCCACCCCCAGCUUCCAAACACUCGUGGAAGCUGAAGGGUAUGGUAGCAGUCAUCCGGCAUGCAGAUCGCACACCGAAGCAAAAAUUCAAAUUUACUUUCCACAGCCAACCUUUUAUUGAUCUCCUGAAGGGGCAUCAAGAAGAAGUGGUCAUAAAAGGCGAGGCUGCACUGGCCAGCGUUUCUGAUGCAGUUAAGGUGGCAAUGGAGCGAGAACUUGAAGAUAUGGAUAAGCUCAAACUGCUCCGCACAUCCCUAGAGAAGAAAGGUGGUUGGCCUGGGACAAAGGUUCAAAUAAAGCCGAUGUUUCGUAAGCGGAAACCAGAAGAAUCCCGUAAACAGGAGGCCUCCACGGUUCUAACGAAGCCUGCCGAAGGCACCCAGGAUACGCCUGGGUCCCAUAGUCUUGGUGAAGCGCCAGGAGGAAAUGAAGAUCUAACUAGGACACAGACUCGGAGCGACUCUAUAUCCGGUGCCACAUUCUCGAGGUUUUCCGCUGCAGAGAACGAUCUCAUUUUAGACAAGCUCCAGCUUGUAAUCAAAUGGGGCGGCGAACCAACCCAUGCAGCCCGCUACCAAUCUCAGGACCUCGGUCUUAAUAUGCGCGACGACUUGAAAUUAAUGAACAAAGAAGCUUUGAAUAAAGUUCGAAUAUUCACGAGCUCUGAGCGAAGAGUGAGUACUAGCGCUCAAAUCUGGGCCUGCUCUUUCCUUGAUCAAAAGGAGCUUCCGGACGAUUUCAUACAAGUCCGGAAAGACCUUUUGGAUGACUCGAACGCCGCGAAAGAUCUCAUGGACAAAGUGAAAAAGAAGCUGAAGCUGCUUUUGCGAGAGGGAUCCGCACCCUCACAGUUCACAUGGCCCAAAGAUAAUAUCCCAGAGCCUUCAGUCGUCCUCGCUACGGUUGUUGAGCUUAUGAAGUUUCAUCGGGAUGUUAUGAGGCACAAUUUCCGGAGACUCGAGAACUCGCCGAGCCGUCCGUUCAAACUAUACCCCCAUAAUGAUGAUCCUUCCAACACACACGGCGAGCUUUCUCCAUUGGCUUCUAUUCAGGGACGUUGGUGCACUGGUGAGGACCCUAUGCUUUUCAAGGAGAGGUGGGAAAAGCUCUUCGCCGAAUUUUGCGAUACGGAGAAGGUCGACCCUAGCAAACUCUCCGAACUAUACGAUAGUAUGAAAUUUGAUGCUCUCCACAACCGGCAAUUCUUGGAAUGGGUGUUUAUGCCUCCAGACACCGACGAUGAUGCGGAAGGUGACGGUUAUUCCCAUUCGAAUAGUGUGACGCGGAGCACUGUUGUCGGGGAUAUCAGGCCAGGUAACGAAGAUACGAAUCAUGAAAGGAAUGAGGAGCAUGCGGACAGUUCAACGUUUGUGCAUCGGUUGGGGCUGAAGCGACGAAUGCAUGCAUUUGAAUCAAUGCCGCAUUUCAGGGCCCUGGAUGACACCUACGAUCACUAUUUCAAGUUAUAUCCAGGCUCAAGCGCCAAGAAAGCCAAGCUGGAUAGCAGGCUAUCCAAAUUGAGAGAGUUGUACAAAUUGGCGAAGGUUCUUUUUGACUAUGUCACUCCCCAGGAGUAUGGAAUUACUGAUACGGAAAAGCUUGAGAUCGGUUUAUUGACAUCUUUACCAUUACUCCAAGAGAUUGUUAGGGAUUUGGAAGAAGUCCAAGCCUCUCCAGAUGCCAAGUCCUUCUUUUAUUUCACAAAGGAGUCUCACAUAUACACCCUCCUGAACUGCAUCCUGGAAGGUGGUAUUCAGACUAAAAUCGCUCGGCGGGCUAUCCCCGAGCUAGAUUACCUGUCUCAAAUAUGCUUCGAACUCUAUGAAGCUAAGGAUUCCGAGUCAUCGACGAAUUCUUACUCAAUUCGCAUUUCGAUCAGCCCUGGGUGCCAUGCCUUUGAUCCCCUUGAUGUGCAACUCGAUUCGAGACAUGCAAUCGGUUGCGCCCCUAGGCGAAGCCUAACCGCCCACCAAGAUUGGAAGAAUGUUAUUGAGACGCUCAAAGCGAAAUUUGACACAGUCAAGCUCCCGAAAACAUUUAUUGCAGUGAAUCUAAGCGAUAAACAUGUCCCUAUCCAUGAGGAGGGAUCUUGA